AUGGAGAGAUUAACCUACAAAACAGUCAGCGAUGUCUUAAAUGUCUUUCUUGAGAGUGAGAGUGAGGAGAGUGAGAGUGAGGAAAGUAAGAGUAAAGAGAGUGAGAGUGAGGAGAGUGAGAGUGAGGAAAGUAAGAGUAAGGAGAGUGAGAGUGAGGAGAGUGAGAGUGCGGAGAGUGAGAGUGAGCAAAGUAGGAGUGAGGAAAGUGAGAGUGAGGAGAGUGAGAGUGAGGAGAGUGAGAGUGAGGAGAGUGAGAGUGAGGAGAGUGAGAGUGAGGAAAGUAGGAGUGAGGAAAGUGAGAGUGAGGAGAGUGAGAGUGCGGAGAGUGAGAAUGAGGAGAGUGAGAAUGGGAAGAGUGAGAGUGAGGAAAAUAAGAUUAUGGAAAGUGAGAGUGCAGAGAACGAGAGUGAGGAGAGUGAGAUUGAGGAAGGUGAGAGUGAGGAAAGUGAGAGUGAAGAGAGUGAGAGUGAGGAUGAUGAGGGUGAGGAGAGUAAGAGUGAGGAAAGUAACAGUGAGGAAAGUGAGAGUGAGGAGAGUGAGAGUGAAGAAAGUAAGAGUGAGGAAAGUGAGAGUAAGGAGAGUGAGAGAGUGGAGAGUGAGAGUAAGGAGAUUAAGAGUGAGAAAAGGGAGAGUAAGGAGAGUGAGAGUGAGGAAAGUGAAAGUGAGGAGAGUGAGAGUGAGGAGAGUGAGAGUGAGGAAAGUGAGAGUGAAGAAAGUAAGAUUGAGGAGGGUGAGAGUGAGGAGAGUGAGAGUGAGGAAAGUGAGAGUGAGGAGAGUGAGAGUGAGGAGAGUGAGAGUGAGGAGAGUAAGAGUGAGGAGAGUGAGAGUGAGGAGAGUGAGA
Messenger RNA from Stylophora pistillata, 841 nucleotides. Its product is annotated as dentin matrix acidic phosphoprotein 1-like. The record is from RefSeq and is a predicted model, not a curated record. Lineage: Eukaryota; Metazoa; Cnidaria; Anthozoa; Scleractinia; Pocilloporidae.